AUGGUCAAGGUAAAGCGUGAGGGUCGAAAAGCCAAACGGACUACCGUACCGCCUCGUGUGCCCGAGGCCGACGCUGCCAAACGAGAACGAUCGCUGCGCGCCUGCACCCGGUGUCGUGCUCGAAAGCAAAGGUGCGACAAUGCCCUGCCUCACUGUAGCAACUGCAUCAAGGGCGGCGUAGCAUGCGAAGCGUUCCCUAUCAACGUCGUCUCGCGAGAGAAUCUGCUACAACUGUACGAUCAACUGCAGGACAGCACACGCCGCAACAACGUGCUGCAGGAAGAGCUCGACGUGGUUCGGCUGGUGAACCACGACCCGCUCAGUCAGUUCAGCGCCUUGGUCGCUCAUCAGGAAAGGUCGACCACCCCUGCUCUCACCACGAAGGACAAAAGGAAGAACGCAGCCUUGCUUCCUCGAUCGAGCGACAAGCAAGCGCCUGCAAUGCCAGCUCUCGAGGGCUUUGCGGAGAUCCUCGGAAGCUGUUUCCCUGCCGUCGCCCCUGCCGUGUGCUUGGCGGUGAGCAGCGUCACCACGCCUCGAAUGCACGAACGCGCGAACAAUGUCGCUGCCCUGGCCUCCCUCCCCAUGCAGGAGCUGUACUCGAUUCUCGCCAUGAGAUCGGGGCUUUCUGGUCAAGCUGCCAUCAAAGCCUCGACCGGCCGUAUGGAAGCGUCGGUCAAAGAGACAGCAAACACGCUCUUUGCUGCCGCCGACAUGACGCGAGUCGCCGCAAUCAUGCUCUGGACGCUUCUGGCGCUCGUCAAGCGUCGCGUCGAGGACCUCUUGCGACUCGACAAGGUGCUGACCGGCUUUAUGAAAGUCUGGCAGAACAGAGCGGCAGCCGAGGCCUCCGCUCUGCUAUGCGAUGUCAUGACCAUCUUCUACCGAGCCUAUAGCUGGAUCCAUCUGCAGACCGCGAUCACGGGAGGCAGUCUGCAGAUCGAGGUCUCGAGCGUGCUCAGUCUGGACGCCAUGGACGCUUCGCGAUGCAAGCUUGACAUGCGUUCGUUCGCGUCGGCGUUCCAGGUCGAGGUGGCUCGGCUCGAGUACCAGACGCUGUGCCUCUUCUCCUUGCCCACCGGCUGCCUCACGGACAUGCAGCACGCCGAAGCGGUGUGGACGCUGCUCACCACGCUCAAGCAGCUGUCGGACGUGUUGGAGCAGCGCACCCUCUUGCUGGGUGCGGGCUUCGACUCGGCGACGCCCGAACAGGAUGGCCUGCUGCGGUCGAAGCUGGCUGUGCAGCUAUACGGCGUGUUUCCGCGUCUGCUCGCGCGCCACAAUGCAGACAGGCGACUGUGGCGAUGGCUCGCCAAUGCCGGCCCGCUCGCGGCGACCGCGCUGUCGCUGUAUCACUUUGCAUGGGCGCAAUUCGGAUGGCUCGGCGACCACGCACUCGACGCAGCAACGCUGGCGGAUCUCUUGGCGGCAUUUGCGUGGAUCCAUCAGCAGCAAACGCUGCACAACGACUCGCGCCCGGACCAAGCCAAGACGGUCGAGGCUGCGAUCGAGCUCGGCGAGCACAGUCUGACUCGAUGGCCGCAGCUGGGCGGCACGCUCACUUCUACCUUGCACGAGCUGCGCGCCGUUCGCGAGUACGCCGCGUUCGGUGCGCCGCUGUGGCCGUGCGUGCCGGCGUACAGUGCGUCGAGCCCGGCGCAGACGUCGUCGAUCCGCACGCCCACGGGCAGCGAGGUGGCGCUGCAUCCGGCGGGAUGGCCCCACUGGGCGUCCGACGAUGCCAGCGCCUCGCUCGCCGCCCAGAUGGCCGCCGACAAUCCGUGGUGCGAGUCAGAGCUCCACCCGGCACCCCUGCGCGACGAACAUCGCAUCGCCCCCGUCCUCGUCUACAUGGACGAGGCCAACCGCACCUCGUAA
Molecule: messenger RNA, 1878 nt
Organism: Moesziomyces antarcticus
Lineage: Eukaryota; Fungi; Basidiomycota; Ustilaginomycetes; Ustilaginales; Ustilaginaceae
Exons: 8
Coding region: 1-1878 (625 amino acids)
Biological process (GO): positive regulation of transcription by RNA polymerase II
Molecular function (GO): zinc ion binding; sequence-specific DNA binding; DNA-binding transcription factor activity, RNA polymerase II-specific
Source: RefSeq, a predicted model, not a curated record